This is a messenger RNA of Carica papaya (papaya), 2143 nucleotides long. RefSeq lists its product as uncharacterized. Gene Ontology annotation, biological process: regulation of transcription by RNA polymerase II. Gene Ontology annotation, cellular component: nucleus. The record is from RefSeq and is a predicted model, not a curated record. Gene Ontology annotation, molecular function: RNA polymerase II cis-regulatory region sequence-specific DNA binding; DNA-binding transcription factor activity, RNA polymerase II-specific; protein dimerization activity. NCBI's taxonomy places the organism in Eukaryota, Viridiplantae, Streptophyta, Magnoliopsida, Brassicales, Caricaceae.
AGCAGAUAUAUAUAUAUAUAUACAUAUAUUACAUAAUGCGCGUAUAUAUAUAUAUAUAAAUAGCGGAGGAAAAGGAAAGCUUUUACCUACUCAUUCAUGAUCAGCACUAAACACUCUCUGCUCUGCCAGUCUUCAUCUAGGCUUUAAUGGUAAUGCUGCAUCUUCGACAAACUGCAUAUACAGGGAAUGAAGGCAUGGAAUUGAUAUGCAUGCAUUAUCUUUACAUUUGUACGUGAUAUCAAAGACGAGAACAAUAAGACUUCGGGGAGAUCUUGCUAUUGAAGAGCUGAUUUUAUCUAAUUGCUGCCUAUGGAUGAGUAUCUUGAUCACUAUUUCUCUUCCUCAUCGUGGUCAGACAUGAAAACAGCCGAAAGAUUGUCCUGGGACUGUGUUGAACCUAAUAAACCAGAUGUUCUUCUUUCAAGUUCAUUGGAAGUAUUUGAAAAUGAUGAGAAAAGCUCACCUGUAAGAAUGAUCAUUUCAAGCCCCAAUGUAGAAUGCUUAACUGCUAAGGAUACUUCAUCAAUAGUUCUUGGUGGAGAAUCAGAUUAUGCUGGGGAGAAUUGUCUACUUUCUAGAGGGGAUCAAUUACAACAAAAUGGAGAAAACUGCAAUCGCAAUUCUUCGAGUGGAGUGCUGAAUGGAAGGGUGAAUUUUGGAAAUAGAGUGGAAUGCUCUCCUGCUAUUCCUAGCUCAGUCUCUUAUACUGAAGCUGUUUUCACCCCAGAUUCAGUUAAUCUACUUCCUCCAAAGCACAUUACAUCAAUAGAUGAUAUAACAUGUCUUUCAUUUACUAAAAUGGGAUAUGUUGGCUGCAAUGGAACUGAACUAUCAGAUGAUCUAAGAUCCCUUCAAGAUUUAUCUACCCUGUCUCCAAUCUCGCAGUUGUUGCCUCCAUCAUUUGAUGAUGUUUAUUCACUGUCUCAUGUGAUGGGACAGGAAAGAAAGCAGGGCUUUGCUUUUCAAGGAGAAAAUGCUGAUAGCGAUGGACACAAAUAUGUUGAGAUGAAUAAAAUUUUGCAACAUGACAACUUGUCUGUAUCAGUCGCUGUGCAGGGGAAACAGGAUUUGCAGAAAAAUUCUUUGCCCUCUUCUGCAUCUGAGCCCCAGAUAACAAUGACAACAGUUGGUUUACCAUCACUGCUAGAGAAUUCAUCAAAUACUCAUUCUGGUGGCUGUCAUGGAACUGGAAAGCCUCGUGUAAGGGCACGUAGAGGCCAGGCAACUGAUCCACACAGUAUUGCUGAAAGACUCCGCAGAGAAAAGAUUGCUGAAAGAAUGAAGAAUUUGCAGGAACUUGUUCCUAAUUCCAAUAAGACUGACAAGGCUUCCAUGCUUGAUGAGAUAAUUGAGUAUGUCAAAUUUCUUCAGCUUCAGGUCAAGGUACUAAGCAUGAGCAGACUGGGGGCAGCAGGAGCAGUUGUUCCUCUAAUCACAGAUGGUCAAGCUGAGGGCUCUAAUGGUUUGUCAUUCUCGACGUCAGCUGGUCAAGGAGUUGACUUCUUACCGUCUGCUGAUCAAAUUGCUUUCGAACAUGAAGUAAUAAAGUUGAUGGAAUCCAAUGUGACCAUGGCCAUGCAGUAUCUUCAAAGCAAAGGUCUCUGCCUUAUGCCCAUUGCUCUUGCUGCCGCCAUAUCCAGUGAGAAAGCGUCACCUGUGGGGACUGCUGCUGAUGAGAGGGAAAGACUUGGUCUGGCAGGUUGUCUUCAUCAGAACAACAGCAACAAUAGUAGCAACAGCAGUUUAUCUGGCCUUGGCCCUCAUCAGAUGUCAUCUAAUAGCACUACUUUGACUGGAAAACUCAACAAAGAAGGCCUCCUGAGUAGUUGUUGCAAUCAGACUGUUAAGCAAGAAGAUUUGAGUAACUGCACAGCUGAAAAUGAAACUCUGAAGAUCAUCUAGUGAGAGGUGUCUCAAAUUUUCAACUAAGAGUAUUAUUAGUCUAGGGUUUAGGAUUAUAUGAAAUUAGAGUUAUCUUUUCCUUUCCUCUUUAUGUUUUUUCCUAAAUGUUUGUAUUCUAAGAGAAGAUAUGAGAAUUAAGUUUGUGGUUUGAAAAGUCAGUCAUAUAGACGGGGCGUGCAAUGUGGCUUGCCUAAUGUCCAUACAUGAAAUUGGUAUAUGUAGAGGUAUAAGCUUGGGAUGA